Messenger RNA from Exaiptasia diaphana, 592 nucleotides. Its product is annotated as cytochrome c oxidase assembly factor 4 homolog, mitochondrial. The record is from RefSeq and is a predicted model, not a curated record. The transcript is spliced from 2 exons. Gene Ontology annotation, cellular component: mitochondrial intermembrane space. NCBI's taxonomy places the organism in Eukaryota, Metazoa, Cnidaria, Anthozoa, Actiniaria, Aiptasiidae. The coding region runs from base 25 to 258 and encodes 77 amino acids. Gene Ontology annotation, biological process: mitochondrial respiratory chain complex IV assembly.
CCUACUCGGUUUUCAUAUUCAAAAAUGGCGCUYCACCAUGGCAGGAAAGGCUCCAAAACAACUGGAAAGACAGASRCGAAAGAAGAGGARGAAGAAGAAGACCCAUAUGAUUUGAGGAUUAAAAAUACUGGAUGUGCAGAUUUCCACUAUGCACUUCAGGACUGUUAUAUUGAGACUGGAGACUGGAGAAAAUGUCAGAAACAGAUGAAAGACUUUCAAGAAUGUAUGGCAAACAAAARCAAGAAGACUGGUAGCUAGCAAAGGUGUCUCUUUGRAUUUGACAAUCACAUAUUUGGUGUUAUAUUUCAAACUCUGUACACAGUAAAGGCCUUCUAGAUAGUAAUUUGGCAUCUCCAGAUAGAGAACAGAUUUGAACAAUAAGCACAUUUCUUAUUCUCAAAAGAGAUAUAAACUAAAAACAAAACAACAAACAAGAAAGCACAAAGUACUUUCAAUUCUAUUUUUUUCCAAUUUUGGGUAAAAARAUGCAGUUUUAAUAACUAUAAUUAAGGGGAAUGAAAAUUGGAAUGUAUUUUUAUCAGUAAUGAGUAAUGUCGUACAAACAAAAAUAAAUUCGGAAGAACUAUAUUUA